Molecule: messenger RNA, 2559 nt
Organism: Dovyalis caffra
Lineage: Eukaryota; Viridiplantae; Streptophyta; Magnoliopsida; Malpighiales; Salicaceae
Source: the annotation of a GenBank genome assembly
AUGGCCGCUGCCUCAUCUUUAAUUGGUCGAUAUAACAACGAGUACAACAUUAGUAUCAAUAAUAACAAUAGGGGUAGCCGCAGCAGCAAUAACGACAACAUCGGUACUGCUUCAUUGACGAGCGCCUCCCUGCUUAGCAACGGCGGUGGCAACAGCACCGCCGGCAGCAACCAGCCAGCAAGAAUAGGAAUAGUGGGAGAAGUAGAAGGAAGUGGAAAGAUGGUGAGGAAGAGGAUGGCUUCGGAGAUGAUGGAAGUGCAAUCAACAAUUAGUCCUCAAAAUCAGAGGUUAUCUCGUGACAAUAUUAAUAUUAAUAAUAUUAGCAACAACAAUAAUAAGGAUGAUGUUAUUGGGAUGACUACUGGCGCCUCUUCUUUUACUAGUAGUUCUAACAACAACAAUAUUAACCCUAACCCAAAUCCAAUCUUAUAUCCAGUCCUCAACUACUCCACUAUGACUAUGCUACCUUCUUCCACGAACUUGACAGCUAUUACGUCAGGCGGGUCUGCUUCUGUGUCCGUUUCUGGGUUUUUAUCCUCUACACCACCGACCAACUUAAUCACUAGCUGUAAUGACAACCAAUCCCAGCUCCCAGCUGUGUGUGGUUUCUCUGGUCUACCCUUGUUCCCUCCCGAAAGAGAAAGAAACACUAUCCGAUCAAACGCCGUCGUUUCUCCCGGCCUUAUCACUAACUCUACUGCUUCUACUCCUACGGCUGCUUCUAUGGAAGAUGCCUCAUCCGCUACUGCCUGGAUCGAUGGCAUCAUAAAGGACUUACUUCACAGUUCCACCAACGUGUCCAUUCCUCAGCUCAUUCAGAAUGUAAGGGAGAUUAUCUACCCCUGCAACCCCAAUCUAGCCUCCCUUCUUGAGUACAGGCUGCGGUCUUUGAUGGACCCAAUAAUCCCGGCCAAUAUUUAUCCGGUGGGGAGGAGAAGGAAUAAGGAGGCAGCACCAGUACCAUUGCCGCUUCAGAGGCAUUAUAAUCAAGGGCAUGCCCCUUCCGGACUCACUCUUGAUCUUGACAAUGUCUCCGAUUCUGUGCCUCCUCCUGUUUCUUCACAUGUUGUAAGUCAUUACUCUAACUGGGCGCCGACACCGCCUCUCAUCUGCCAACCAAACCUCCAACUGCAACACCAGCAGCCACAAGUCCACCUUGUUCAUGAUCAGCAACAACACGAGAGUCCAUCUUCAACUUCCAAUGUUACACCAACUAUUCUAGCGUUAAAUCAAGGGCGUCCUCCACAACCACAAGCUCAAGAUCAGCAGCAGGAAAAAUCAUCAUCUGCGGAGACAGAACAGGUAACCAGCAACACACCCCCUCCCUCUUCAUCAGCACCUGCCAGCCGAGAUAAGAAAGAAGAGAUGCGGCAGCAAAAGAGAGACGAAGAAGGCUUGCACCUGCUCACCUUACUCCUCCAAUGCGCAGAGGCUGUCUCCGCUGAUAAUUUUGAGGAAGCUAACAAGAUGCUACUUGAGAUCUCGGAGCUGUCCACGCCUUUUGGGACUUCAGCGCAGCGAGUGGCUGCGUACUUCUCGGAGGCAAUGUCAGCGAGGUUGGUCAGCUCGUGCUUGGGGAUAUAUGCGACGCUUCCUUCAAUGCCACAAAGCCAUACUCAGAAGAUGGCUUCGGCCUUUCAGGUGUUCAAUGGAAUUAGCCCUUUCGUCAAGUUCUCUCAUUUCACCGCAAACCAAGCGAUUCAAGAAGCGUUUGAAAGAGAAGAGAGAGUCCACAUCAUAGAUCUGGACAUCAUGCAAGGUUUGCAGUGGCCUGGCCUAUUUCACAUCCUAGCAUCUAGGCCCGGUGGACCACCAUAUGUCCGCUUGACGGGGAUGGGGACCUCCAUGGAGGCUCUUGAAGCAACUGGGAAACGUUUGUCUGAUUUUGCACAGAAGCUAGGACUGCCCUUUGAGUUUAUUCCAGUGGCGGAAAGAGUUGGAAAUUUGGAUCCUGAUAGGCUUAGUGUGAGCAAGAGGGAGGCUGUUGCCGUCCACUGGUUGCAACACUCGCUCUACGAUGUCACUGGUUCCGAUACAAAUAUGCUUUAUCUGUUGCAAAGGUUGGCACCAAAAGUAGUGACAGUGGUAGAACAGGACCUAAGCCAUGCGGGAUCCUUCCUGGGAAGGUUUGUGGAGGCCAUACACUACUACUCCGCCCUGUUCGACUCCUUGGGAGCAAGCUACGGGGAGGAGAGUGAGGAGAGGCAUGUAGUGGAGCAGCAGUUGCUAUCGAGAGAGAUACGCAAUGUAUUGGCUGUGGGAGGACCUUGCAGAAGUGGGGAUGUCAAGUUCCACAACUGGAGGGAAAAGCUACAACAGUCUGGGUUCAAAGGUAUCUCCCUUUCUGGAAAUGCUGCUACCCAGGCCACUUUGCUACUUGGCAUGUUUCCCUCUGAUGGUUAUACAUUAGUAGAGGAUAAUGGCACCCUCAAGCUUGGUUGGAAAGACCUUUGCUUGCUCACUGCUUCUGCCUGGAGGCCUUUUCAUGUUAGCAUUGAAACUGCUACCACCACCAACCACCACCAUCACCACCUCCACCAUCGCUUCGUCACUGCCUAG